Messenger RNA from Paramecium pentaurelia, 1138 nucleotides. Lineage: Eukaryota; Ciliophora; Oligohymenophorea; Peniculida; Parameciidae. The record is from the annotation of a GenBank genome assembly.
AAUGUAAGAGUUAACAGAACUUAAAAACUUAGUUAUACAAUCUCUUGAGGCUAAUGGAUCUCUUGCUAAGAUUAGAGCUUAAAUUAGAGCAUCUGUCUUUAAUGUAGUUGAUUAAUAAGAAGGGAAUAACAAAAAGCCAUCUCCAUUUUUCUGGGAAAAUAAUAAAGCUUAAACAAUAUAUGAAUUAGGUUGUGGUAGAGACAUGUUAGAAUUGAUAAAGGAAUUUUUCCUCUUUUUUGAUAUGCAUUACACAAAUUCAAUAUUUUCAAGGUAUUUACUUGAAAUGAUUUUUAUUAGCGAAAGUAAUUUGAAAGAUGAAAUUAAUCGAGAAUAAAUUGCAAAAAAAUUAAAUAUUGAAGCUAAUGAUACUACUAAACCAUUGCUAUUUUUCUUAUUAAAAAAUCGUCAUUCAGAGAAAUAAUAGUAAUAUAUUCAUAAAAAUUUAUUUUAGGGAAGAAAAAGCACCUUAAAAAAUUGCUUAGCCUACUUAAAAAGAAUCAUAAUUGUAGUAAUAACAAUAACAAUAGUAAAAAUAAUUAUAAGAAUAAAAAUUAUAAGAAUAGAAAAAACAAGAGGAAUUGAAAAAAUAAGAGGAACUCAAAAGACAAGAAGAAUAGAGAAAAUAAUUAUAAGAAGAAUAAAAGAAAUAGGAUGAAAUAAAAAAAUAGUUAGAAGAAUAAAAGAGAUUAGAAGAAUAAAAAAAAGAAUAGUUAAGAAAAUAAUCAGAAGAAUUGAAAAAAUAAUAAGAAUAAUAAAAAUAAGAAUAAUAGAAGUUAGAGUAAUAAAAGAAGGAAUAAGAAAAAUUAAAAGAAUAAUAAAAGUAGUAGGAAUUAUUAAAAUAAUAAUAAGAAAGAGAAAAAUAAGAGGCUGCUUAAAAAAAACCAUAACAAAAUAAAUUUAAUAAUAGAAAUUUUGAAGAUGAAAAAUAUGAUAAUGAAGAUUUAGAGGAACAAUUAGAGGGAGAAGUAUAAUAAUUAUAAAUUUAGGAUUUGAGGGAUUCAUAAUUGCAUUAAGAUUAAUUUUAAGAAUCAGAUGAAUAUAUGCAAUAAUCUUAAUCUUAAGGAAUUGAUAUGACUGUUGAUUCAGCUGCCUUAGAAGAAUUUGAUUACUUUGAAGAGAUUGAAGAAAUGGAUUGAAA